This is a messenger RNA of Physcomitrium patens, 950 nucleotides long. Lineage: Eukaryota; Viridiplantae; Streptophyta; Bryopsida; Funariales; Funariaceae. The record is from RefSeq and is a predicted model, not a curated record.
UACUAAUUAUCUAACAUGUUUAAUCAUAGUGAGGAUGAAUGUCAUUCGCCCAAACCCUAUGAGCGCAUCGUUUACACAGGGGAAGGAUGGUUAGCCUCAGCCCAGGCAAUCGUGGCUUCUUUUUGCUUCUCUUUGGCUGGGUUUUGCUUGGAGCACCCUCGUCGCACUCAAUUCUCCACCAUGGCGGACGCCGCGGAAGUUGAGAUUGCCCAACCCAAGAAGAGAACAUUUAAGAAGUUCACCUUCCGAGGAGUCGAUCUCGAUGCGCUCCUUGACACGAGCAUGGAUGAGCUUGUCGAGCUGUUUCACGCUCGUGCACGCCGCAGGUUUCAGCGUGGGUUGAAGCGUAAGCCAAUGGCUCUAAUCAAGAAGCUGCGCAAAGCAAAGCGUGAGGCACCUACCGGUGAAAAGCCCGAGCCUGUGAGGACUCACCUCCGUAACAUGAUCAUUGUCCCGGAGAUGAUUGGUAGCGUCAUUGGUGUGUACAACGGCAAGACCUUUAACCAGGUCGAGAUUAAGCCCGAGAUGAUUGGACACUAUUUGGCUGAAUUUUCCAUUUCGUACAAGCCUGUGAAGCACGGUCGGCCUGGUAUCGGAGCUACCCACUCUUCGCGAUUCAUCCCACUCAAGUAGAUAGACUUGCAGGAAUUUUGUAAACAUGAAUCUUGCUCAAGCAAGACUGUUGGUGUGAAGGAUGGUUCAGAAUGCAUGAUGAUCAUCAUUGAUGUAACUUUCAUUUGGUGUAGAUGGUCUUUCUGGCGCAUCAUUCCUCCAACAAUUGUGUUAAGUCUUCAUCUUCCUUUCAACGGUAACAGUAAUUAUGAGAGUUGUCGCAUAUUCUACUCGCAACUUACGACUGCAUAAUAGCUAUUUCUCAUCAACUAUAGCUAUAUACCUGUUUUAUGUAACAAUCACGUGUACUCGCGCAAUUCAAGUUGGAGUAUUAUUAA